ACUCGUAUUCUUCCUCAUUCUGCAGAACUUCUGCAGUCACAACCGCUCUUCCGCCGUGGGGGGGUGAAGGCGCCUGGGAAACACUCAUCAAAUGUUACUCUCUCUCUCUCUCUCUCUCUCUCUCUCUGAACUAUGCCAUAAUACAUUUGAUGCAUGCCGUGUCGUCAAAUACUGAGAGCCUCUGAUGAUCUGAAAGUGAAAGAGAGAGUAAAGUGCCAGUACGGAAGUGCCCCACUACAUACACACACACACACACACACACACACACAGACACGGCGAGAGAGAAAGUCCGCUUCCUAUGACUGUUUGAGGUUGAGAGAGGGGAGCACAUGGGGAGGGGGUGGUGCUGACAUUACACAACUUCACGAGACGUGUGAAUCAAAGGAACUUAUUAAAAAAAGUGAACAAAUGUGCACUCUUUACGGCCCAUCUACAGGCCUAAAUGUUAUCCCUAAAUGUGUUUGUGGGAUCUGUGUCAACACAUAUUGAACUCAUAUUUUUGAUUGAAUGCCUAAUCUUUGGGUGUUAUUUGAAACAAAGGUAACACUUCUUUAGACAAUACUGCCCCCUGCUGUUGACAUUGCAGAAUUGCUGGGAAUGGUCUUAUUUACCUAGUGGCAAGUGAACUGAAGUGACCUUCAGUUCCAUAACCCUGCUAGCGUUGAGAACCAGGAUUGUCAACAAGUGAGGUAUACAUGUAUGUAGUUGGUGUGUAGUUGUGUGUGUGUGUGUGUGUGUGUGUGUGUGUGUGUGUGUGUGUGUGUGUGUGUGUGUGUGUGUGUGUGUGUGUGUGUGUGUGUGUGUGUGUGUGUGUGUGUGUGUGUGUGUGUUGCAGAGAGAGAGUGAGAGAGAGAGAGAGAGAGAGAGAGAGAGAGGAAAAAAAAGGGAGAUAGAGAGGGCAAGUGAGAGGGAGAGAAGAUGAGAGACCUUACUGAGAGUAAAUUGUUCUCCCUCUUUCUUGUAGUCCAGAGUUACCUCCCUCGGUGGGUGGAUGCAGCUAGUCACUGGCAGCCAGGCGUUGUCUGUGGAGACCCACUCUGACCCCUCUAACUAUGCCCUUGUUCGCUUCCUGUGUGUUUCCCCGCAGCUUCCUCACAUGCCACACAUCAGCGAGUGUCUAAUGAAGAGGAGCCUGAAGCCCACCGAUCUGAGAGACAUGACCUUGGGCCAGCUGCAGGUCAUCGUCAACGACCUGCACUCCCAGAUAGAGAGUCUGAAUGAAGAGCUGGUGCAGCUGCUGCUGAUUCGGGACGAACUGCACAUGGAGCAGGAUGCCAUGUUGGUGGACAUCGAGGACCUGACUAGGCAUGCCGAGAGCCAACAGAAACACAUGGCGGAGAAGACACCUUCCAAAUAAAAAAAGACCCCCCUCCCCGCUCUCGGGCGGCGGGCCCCGAGCCAGACCCAGGCCCCUGCCCUCGGACCGCGGACCCCGAGCCAGACGCAGGCACCUUGUACAAACCACACAUGUUCCGCACCGUCAUCUCUCCCUGUCCGUCCAUCAGAACCUGUGUCUCCUCAUCCGACGGUUACAGCUCCCGCUGCCCUCCCCCAUCCCUCUCCCUCUCCCUCACUCUCUCUCUCCCUCCCUCCCUCCCUCCGUCCCUCCCCCUCUCCCUCCCUUCCUCCCUCCGUCUCCCCAAUGUCUGCCGUUCCCUUCACCCCACUGAAUGUGGCCGCACAGCACAGAGGAACGCCCACCCCCCUGUCGUCUGCUUCUGUGGUUUAUCCCACCGCUUAGGGCAAAGGAGCACUUCCUGCUUCCUGAGAGACAGAGGGAGACGGAUUGUGUGUUGUCAUGGACACCAUGCCAAGCUUUCUGUGCAGUGAACGGCCUUGCUUUGCUAAGUUUCUUUUUAACUUUCUACAUUCGCCACUAAAUUAUAACUGUCGAUUGCAACAAAAAAAUGUGGGGAAAAAAAUAAAACGAAUAGUAAAACAUUAAGUAGAAAGUUAUGAGAGAAAAAAUAAACAUUGUAUAAAAACUAUGAAAAACUAAUGUCUUCAGACCAUUAUAAGUUGGACGGUAAUUUUAAAGUAUUUCAAAGUCAACCUCUUUUUAUUCUGAACAAAUGGUAGUUUUCAACUGAAAAAAAAAUAUUUGAAGGUGCUAAAAGAGUGGUAAGAAAAGAUGCUUGAGUCGUAGCUUUUGGUAAUAUGUUCACUCUAAUUGCUCUUCAACAUUUUGUGAAUGUUGAUUUUCUGACACAAGUCAUUUUAAAUGAAUAAGCGUGUUAAUAUCAUUUUCAUUAUAUUGUAUUCAGAAUCUUUAUUUGAGGAAAGAAAUGUUUAUGUACAGUUAUGUAAAAUAAAGAAUAAAACUUUGUUUCAUAUA
Messenger RNA from Gadus macrocephalus (Pacific cod), 2335 nucleotides. Its product is annotated as schwannomin-interacting protein 1-like. The coding region runs from base 992 to 1357 and encodes 121 amino acids. Gene Ontology annotation, biological process: positive regulation of hippo signaling. The record is from RefSeq and is a predicted model, not a curated record. The transcript is spliced from 3 exons. NCBI's taxonomy places the organism in Eukaryota, Metazoa, Chordata, Actinopteri, Gadiformes, Gadidae. Gene Ontology annotation, cellular component: plasma membrane; cell junction.